UUUUUUUUUUUUAAAAAAAAAAAAGCUAGCCAUAAACUUAGCAAUGCAUAAACAUGGUCUUUUGUUUAAUAUGUAAAACAUCUACUAGCAGCGGAUUUCCCCAUUGUCAGUUAAAUUUAGUAGUACUCUGUUAAACAGAAAUAACUCCAGAGGAAUUAAUCACUCUUAGCUGUUUGGCUGUUUAGAGAAACUGACGACUAUUUUAAGCAGUCACCUUUCUGGGGGAGAAAAAAGCAACAAAAUUACAUUCACUCCUCAAAGUGUACUUGGGGCAAGUUAUGAAUACACUCUUGUUAUGUUUAGGUUUGAAUUCCAUUUUCAAGGGAUUUUAAGGGUCCUGAGGGUAGCGUUUCUUAACUCCUCACUGGCCAGAGGUAGCUCACUCCCUGAUUUUUAGUGCACAAAAGGCACAAGUCUUGUGGUUAACCAGACACAGCAAGGAUUGCUGGUUAUAUGGUCAGUUCAUGUCUGGGCUAAGCAGAGCAAUGUAAGUGGAUAUUACUGACGAUUUCUGGUUUUAAAGCUUGGUAAGGGAGGGAGGGUAGGCAUCCUUUUCUUAGAUACAAAAUUAGCAGUAAGUUUUGGCCUUGGAAAGUAUCUGAGGCAACAGUUCUUGCUGAUUUCUUCACAUACAUACAUUUUUUAAUAUGUAGUUUUGGUUUAUUGGUUUGUUUUAUCUUAAGGGGUUUCUUUUGGCUCAGUAGCAACAAGAUAAUAACAUUCGGUACCUGCAAGAGUGUAGUUAAUCUGUAGUUUACAAACACAUUUCCUUUUUCAAGACUUAACAUGUAGCGUGUGCUUGUGUUCUCAAUUACUAAUUUUCCCAUCUCCCUCCCUUUUUAUUUUGCACAUCUCCAUCUUCCACCUACUGGAGGAGAAAUAAAAGGAACUGGGUACCAAUUCACAUCUCGUGUUUCUCACCCAGCGUUCCACAAUUCCUCUUAAAUAACACUGAGACUAGGCUGAGAAAUAACAUUGCAUGAGCUGCUACCUGUUAUACAAUCUCAUGGGAGCAUUUAUCUGUCAGAUGAGAACCUGGCUGAAGGAAGACGUUUUAGAUGAGGCAACAAGGAAGGACCUGUUCACCGACACCUUCUGUAAGGUUUGCAGGGCAGUGCUGCAGUCUGAGUCCCAAAGGAUGUCCCACUCUGAGAGCAAAAAGCAUGCUCAGAAAAUUUGUCUUUACACCCAAACGCAUGCUGAGAAGGAUGAGAGGCAGGAGCAUGGCAAAAAGAAGAAAACAAACUAUAUUAAUUUUCAGGUGGAUGGGAGUGGUGAAGCAGAUAAAAACAAACACUGCAGUCUCUGUAAAAUGACUCUUUCCUCCCCAAUUACUGCAUUGUCUCACUACUUGGGAAAGAUCCACGCUAAAAAGCUGAAGCAAGUAUCAAGAGACAAAGUCCUGAUGGCAGCACAGAGCAUGCAGCCUGUUUCUGCUUUACAGAAGCCAUCAGCUGAGAAGCCCUUGCUGCCUUCAAAAGCUGAGGAGUUUGCAUCAACCUCCAGCACAAGUUUGGAGUUAAAUGAUACGAAGUACUGCCGGCUCUGCUCUGUUCCCUUCGACGAUCUGUUUUCGGCCCAGCAGCAUUAUGUUGGUAAGAAACACAGAAGAAACGUAGCACGGAAAAAGAUAAUGGAGGAGCUGGGAGAUGAAGCUCUCCUUGCAGAAUCCAGAAUAAAUGACACCUUAUUCUCUGUGGUUUGGCGUGGUCCUUACACGUGUCGUGUUUGUAAUAUCAUGCUUUCAUCUAUUGAAACAUACCAGUCCCACGUGCAAGGGAAAAAACACCAGAUUAGAGCAACAAAGGUUGUCAGUCUCGUGGAGAAGUCAAAGAAAACUUACGACUCCUUUCCAGAUGAAUUAACAGAUUGCAUUCAAGUUCCAAAAGCUACAGGUCUAGAGCAGAGAACAUAUUUGAGAAGAGCAGAAGAGGAAGAGUUUCAAAAUAAAGAUGCCGAAGGAGGAAGUGACCUCAGUGGGGUUGUAUCUUCAACCUUUAAGCGUGAAGAAGGCUGUCACUCCAACAUUUUCUCAGAAACCCAGUCACCUACAAUUACUGUGGAAAAGAGAUCGCCCAGUUGGCCAUCAGCUUGUGAGCAUGCGCUGGAAAAGACACGUAAUUUUAACUGUAAUGUGGGAUACUGUACGGAAGAGCAAGCAUCUGAGGUGGCCACCAACAGAGAUAAAAGCUUUAGACUAUCAGUUGCAGAGUCUAAAGACUAUUGCAAACUUGAGGUUGAUGAAACUUUUACCAGCUGCUACAGAGAACAGAAACUACAGAUAAAACAUAGUGAGGAGGAAAAAUGCAUUAGUGAAGAGCUGAAGUGUAAGAAAGAAGCCACAACACCAAAAAGGAAGGAGAAUAGUGAAGAUGCAGAUUUUGGAAAAGAAAAUGAGAGGCAGAAGCGUAUGAAAUUUGACAUAGACUUAGUAAAUGAGAAGAAAUCAAAGCUUUAUAAAAGCAAAAGACUUACAGAAAACCCUGCUGAGAAGGAGAGCAGGAAACACAGAAAGGAUAAACAGAAGCCACAGCCAGAUGGCAAAACAGAAGAAGAGCUACUUUGGGAUGAAUUUGUCUUUGGACACUGAUAAAGGUUUCGUUUAGGUUUUAAGAAGCUGAUUCUGGUUAUAGUUUCUCUAAUGCACUUUGUGCUGUACUGUGGCUGUUUUGCUGUUGUUGUCUGCUUAAAAACAAAGGUUUUGUUCCAAUCUGGAAGCGAGGAAAAGCCAGAAUUAUAACAGGCUUUUGGGUAGUAGGUAUGAAUCAGUUGUUCAUUGUUACCUGUACACCAGCCAUUGCAGUGAUGUGAGCUGGAAAGUCUAUAAUCUCUUCUGGAAUAUUCCUCAGAUAAGGGUCAGUAGCUUACAGAAUAUUCUUGGAAAUUCACCAGAAUGUAUAGCUUUUUUGUCCUAAUACUAAUAGAGAUUUCCUUUAUUUUUCCAGGACAGUACAUGAGGUCAGCAGAUAAGUAAGGGCAUUACAGUGUUGCCAGUUACAUCUGUAACAUUUCACUGACAACUCUUAAAGAAAGGCUUUUGAAUCCAGAUCUUACUUGCUACUGUAAUUUUUUUCCACACCUUUCUGAGAGUGAAAAAAGUUUAUUAAACAUGCAACUGGUUGUCAGAUUUACAUCUAACAUAUUUUUCUCGUUGUAAUCCUGAUUCUUAGUUUAAUUUAGAAAACCCAGAAAAGGUGCAAUAUGCAAAAAUAAUAGCUAACGUCAGGCUCUUUUCUGUCAUCAG
Oxyura jamaicensis (ruddy duck) is the source of this 3244-nucleotide messenger RNA. RefSeq names its product lysine rich coiled-coil 1 (gene KRCC1). The record is from RefSeq and is a predicted model, not a curated record. Gene Ontology annotation, molecular function: nucleic acid binding; zinc ion binding. NCBI's taxonomy places the organism in Eukaryota, Metazoa, Chordata, Aves, Anseriformes, Anatidae. The transcript has 7 exons. Bases 980 to 2590 code for a protein of 536 amino acids.